Messenger RNA from Leptonychotes weddellii (Weddell seal), 3543 nucleotides. NCBI's taxonomy places the organism in Eukaryota, Metazoa, Chordata, Mammalia, Carnivora, Phocidae. The record is from RefSeq and is a predicted model, not a curated record.
AUGGCCCAGCAACUGCACUUGAAGGCUGAACUCUUCCGAAAACAAGAAGAAUUCAAACAAGAAAAACUUCUAAAAGAUUCUGGCGUUUUGGGAAAACCAAAAACAACUAAUAAGAAACCAAGUAUCUGGAGCAAACAGAAUGCAGGAGUUUCAAAUCGAGCUGAGAAGGAUGCAGAACAGAAGAUCGAGGAACAGAAGACUUUAGACAAAGCAAGGGAGAAAUUGGAAGAAAAAGCCAAAUUAUAUGAGAAAAUGACUAAAGGAGACUUUAUAGAUAUGAGAAAAGAACUUCAGCGCCAGCAAUGGGAGGAAGAAGAAAGAGAGGCCUUGAAAAGGCCAAUGGGGCCCAUCCAUUAUGAAGACAUUCGUGAAAAUGAGGCCCGGCAACUUGGUGUUGGAUAUUUUGCUUUUGCUCGAGAUAAAGAGUUGAGAAAUAAGCAGAUGAAAACAUUAGAGAUGCUGCGUGAACAGACAACAGAUCAGAGAACAAAACGAGAGAACAUAAAGGAAAAGCGAAAGGCUAUGUUAGAAGCAAGACUUGCUAAACUCCGACAAAAAAAGAUGAAAAAGUCAAAAGAAGAUGGAGCAGAGGAAGAAAAUAGAGAUGUUAUUGGACCUUUGCCACCAGAACCAGAGGCUGUGCCAACUCCACGUACUGCUGCCCAGAGUAGCAAAGUGGAAGUCAUUGUUCAGGAGAGGAAGGAUACCAGGCCCGGAGUGCCCCAUGUCCGAGAGUGGGACAGAGGAAAAGAAUUUUCCUUUGGGUACUGGUCGAAGAGGCAGUCAGAUCUCCGGGCCGAGAGAGAUCCUGAGUUUGCUCCACCAUCAGAUUACUUUGUGGGUCAAAAGAGAACUGGUACCUUUGGUAGCCAGACAUGGAACAGACCUGCACCUGCACAGAGUGACUCAGGACAGCGCUCUGGCCAGAGCCAUGACCCCAGCUCUUCACAUACAUCAUCCACUCCCGCCCCCAGCAGGCCACCACAAGCUGCCACAGUCACUUUCGAAACUCUGGAUGAUAUGAUAUCGUAUUAUAAACAAGUGACAUGAACUUCAAAACCAUUCUCACUUGGGUCUAUACUGUGAUGGUGCCUUUUUCUCCCAAAUUAGGGAAAAUAUAACUUAGAGACAGAAUAGUAUCUUUCUCCUCCUGUCCUUUCCCUAGAUGAUACAGACUUCAGGUUGGAUUUGUCAGCAAGGAAGAAAGUGAAUGGUACUUCGGGAAUUCUGUGGCCACUUGGCUGUUCAUUUCUUUCUGAUUGAUAUGGUGACCUGUCCGUCUGGAUUUAUGUGUAAGCUGUCAUAAUAUGACCCUGAGGGGUUUGUAAUCCUGUUUCCUACCCACUCCCUUGGCUUAUUUGAUUUAAGCGUUCCAUUCCUUUCCUUUUGUAAAUACUAGCAUGCAGCUCUCUUUGUUCCAAGGAUUCAGCUUCCAUAUCAGUUGAUGGAGCAUCUGUCAGGAGGCAUGUUUGCCUGUCAAAGUGGCAAUGAGGGGACACUGUGUGGGGCAAGUGGUUUAGUCUCCAAGGGAACCCUGAAGCUGGUGGACUGUUAAGCAAUAACAUUUGAAUGAUAAAGAAGACCAGGAAAGAGAACCUCAUAAUCCAGAAAGGUAGAAGGUGAAGUCACUUUUAUUGUCAGCACACAGGCCUUAUGGGCAUUCAUUGUGUGUGGAGUGCCUGGGGCCCAUUUGGAGGCUGUUCGCUGAGUCAGAGAGUGAGAGGCUCCUUAGCUUAAGGGUUAGUUUUUCAGCUGGGCCUGUCUCUCUGCUGUGCCCCCUGUAGGCCCUCAUCACUUUCAGGAGCCACAUCACCUCAGAAGUCUAAUUGAAAUAGACCUGGGCUGGAGUGAGAGGCAGGGAGGUCCCUUCAUCUUUACUACCAGUGAGUUAGUGAGCAGAGCUCUGGAAGCAUUUCCUGUGCCUGAAUACAUCCCGUCCUCUGCCUGCUGCACCUCCGUGUCUUCUCAGCUCCAGACAAGCAGUGGGAGUUGGCCACCAGGCCCAUAGGGCUCCAAUGGCUGCCUCCCAGGCCAGUGAAUUCUGUAAGAACAUGCUAGAGCAGAUCAUCCAAGUGCCAGAAGGAGCCUCUACUCCUGUGGGCUCUGAUCCACAUAGUUUCAGUGGUGUUGAUGGGAGUGCUCAUUACAGAUUGCAAACUAGAGCCCAGAAAGGGUCAACGAUUUGUCCAAGGUCAUGUGGCAUCAAACGGCAGUUCUGGGACUUAAAUGUAGCUUGUUUAGGCUCAUGUUUGCUCCAAAUUUGAUUUCUCCAGUGCCCUCUGCUCUCAGUCUUGUCACUCCAAUAUCAAGUAGUACUAGACAAAAAUCCCAAAUUCUUGCAAACUUAACCUCUGAACUCUGUGCCAAGGGUAAAGUUGCCUGUCCUAAGGGUCAUUCUGUCAGUCUGAUCAGGCAAAUACCUCUUUUUAAAAAUAAUACAUUAAAUCAACUGACCCAGCCACCUUUUUGCAGAAAUUGAUAAGCUGAUCCUAAAUUUGUAUGGAAUUGAAGAGACCCAGAAUAUCCAAAACAAUCUUGAAAAAGAACAAAGUUGGAGGACUCACACUUCCUAUUUCAAGACUUACUACAAAGCUACAGGAAUCAAAGCAGUGUUGGUACUGACAGGAUAAGCACCUAGAUCCAUGGACUAACACUGAGAGUCCAAAAAGAAAGUUAUAUUUCUGUAGUCAAUUGAUAUUUGACAGUGGUGCCAAGGCCAUCCAAUGGGGAAAGAAUAGCUUCUUCAACAGAUGAUUUUGGGACAGCUGACUAUCCACACGCAAAAGAAUGAAUUUGGACCCAUAACUUGGGCCAUAAACAAAACCAACCCAAUGUCAAAAUGGAUUGAAGACCUAAACAUAGGAACUAAAACUACAAUACCAACUGAAACAGCUUGUAGGACGAAGGGAGAGGAGACAGAAAAAGAAAAAUUGGAAUAGUAGAAAGAAAAAAUAGAAUUAUUAGUUAUACUGGAAUCAAAAAAAAUGGAAGAAGGGAAGGAAGAAAACAGACAAAUGAGAAAGAUGGAAAGAGGGUAUGGUUAUAAGGUAAAGCAGGACUUGAGAGGCUGUUUGUGGAGAAGGGACAGGAAGUCUGGUCAGGCAGCAGUAAGCCCUGUGGGAGCCAGCGGUCAUGAGAGGGAUCCCCAAAUAACCUUUUGUCACCCAGGAUGGCCCAACCUAAGGUGGACGGCGAAGCACUCUGCACGUUGGCUCAUGGUCACUGUCGACUAGUAACUGUAAGUCAUUUUCUCUAGGAUUUCAAGACUAUAUAAACAUUUCUCAUUUUGUCUUAGCAUACAGGUAGUUUAGUGUUUCGGGAGCCCAGUUGUUACAUCCUCUUGCCUUUCAGACCCAGAGUUCAAGUGUUGACGCAAUUCUGGUUUUACCGUUUCUCAUGGGCCUGUUUUGUACGUGUGUAUCCAGCAGAUGGCGCCAGCAUUCUCAAGACUUCAGAUUUCACUCUGCAACAGCACCGCCCAAUAGAAAUAUGAUGUAAGCCGUUUUCAGUUUUCUGGGAACCACAUUAAAAAAGUGAAAUUAA